Molecule: messenger RNA, 596 nt
Organism: Rubroshorea leprosula
Lineage: Eukaryota; Viridiplantae; Streptophyta; Magnoliopsida; Malvales; Dipterocarpaceae
Source: the annotation of a GenBank genome assembly
GAAUGCUUUAUCAGGUAAGAAUCAUUCUACUAUUUAAAGCACUCUUAGGCACUUAAGCCCAGUUAGUACAUGUAACUUUUCUCAUUUCUCAUGCUAGACACCUGAAAGAGAUAGGGGAGCAUCAAGAGAAGAAAUUAAAGAGUAUGGGUUGCAGGCAGUCAAAAGGACAAGUCAUACAACAACGGUGCAACUCUAUCAAUUCCGGUACAAAGGGCAGUGGCAAAGAUGACGACGGGACGGCAAAACCUAAAGAGAUGUCCAACACCGAGAUGGUGAAGCAUGUCACCGACGUCAAAAUUGAUCAAAAGCAGGUCACUUGGAAGAAAACAAAACUUCCGGCAGUGGCAGAGGAAGUGGAGGAGGACGCUACGUCAUCAGAAGAUGAACAUUACUAUUCAGCAGAUGAGGAUCUCAAUAAAGCCACUAAGGAUCACUAGAACCCCAAAACCGUAUGCAUAUCCAAACUAAAUAUUCUUUUCCACUUUCGAUCAUUGUUUUGGUUUUUUUUUUUUCUUUUUUUGGGGGAAAUGUUCUUAUUUAGUUCAUCCCAGGCAUGAAAUGUCUAACAAAACCCUUAAUAAAAAUCUUUUAUUAAA